Wallemia ichthyophaga EXF-994 is the source of this 1449-nucleotide messenger RNA. Its product is annotated as Adenylosuccinate lyase. Gene Ontology annotation, biological process: 'de novo' AMP biosynthetic process. Gene Ontology annotation, molecular function: N6-(1,2-dicarboxyethyl)AMP AMP-lyase (fumarate-forming) activity; (S)-2-(5-amino-1-(5-phospho-D-ribosyl)imidazole-4-carboxamido) succinate lyase (fumarate-forming) activity. NCBI's taxonomy places the organism in Eukaryota, Fungi, Basidiomycota, Wallemiomycetes, Wallemiales, Wallemiaceae. Gene Ontology annotation, cellular component: cytosol. The coding region runs from base 1 to 1449 and encodes 482 amino acids. The transcript has 7 exons. The record is from RefSeq and is a predicted model, not a curated record.
AUGGAAUCUUAUCAAACGCCGCUUUCAAGCCGCUAUGCUUCCAAGGAAAUGAGCCAUCUCUUCUCGUCUUCUGAUCCACAGAUGAGAUUCCAAACUUGGAGAAAGCUCUGGCUCAAUUUAGCCAUAGCUGAGAAGGAGCUCGCUUUGCCCAUCUCGGACGAGGCCAUUAAGCAGAUGUCCGAUAAUCUUCUCCUCGAUGACGAUCAAAUGAAGAUUGCUGCCGAAGAAGAGAAACGUCGCCGCCACGAUGUCAUGGCUCAUGUCCACACUUUCGGCGUUGUAGCUCCUGCAGCAGCGGGUAUCAUCCACCUCGGUGCUACAUCAUGUUUCGUUACUGACAACGCUGACCUCAUCUUUCUCCGCGAAGGCCUCAAUAUGGUCAUCGAUAAGCUCGCAAUCACCAUCGACAGAUUCUCGGCUUUUGCUGACAAGUUCCGCGACUUGCCCACGCUCGGUUUCACCCAUUUCCAGCCUGCGCAGCUCACUACCGUCGGCAAGCGCACAACGCUGUGGAUUCAGGAACUGCUCUGGGAUUUGCGCAACCUCACUAGAGCUCGCGAUGACCUUGGUUUUCGUGGUGUGAAGGGUACCACAGGCACUCAAGCGUCUUUCCUCGCUCUCUUUGACGGUGACCACGAUAAGGUAGAAGCACUCGACCAGCGCGUCACUGAACUCCUCGGUUUCCCGUACGCCUACCCAGUCAGCUCUCAGACGUACUCGCGCAAGAUUGACAAUGACGUCGUCCUCGCUCUCUCCAAUUUCGGAUCGACGGUGCACAAAAUAGCCACUGAUAUUCGUCUCCUCGCUCACCUCAAGGAAGUCGAAGAACCUUUCGAAAAGGACCAGAUCGGCUCAUCGGCUAUGGCGUACAAACGUAAUCCAAUGCGUUCAGAGAGAGCCUGUUCGCUCGCUAGACACCUGAUCAGUCUGUCGCAGGACGUUCUCAACACUAAUGCCGUACAGUGGUUUGAGAGGACUCUGGAUGAUUCAGCAAUCAGGAGAAUCAGCUUGCCUUCUGCUUUCCUCACUACGGAUAUCCUUCUCUCAAUCAUGCAAAACGUGAGUGAAGGUCUCGUUGUCUAUCCAGCCAUCAUCAGAAGAAGAAUUGCUCAGGAGUUGCCGUUCAUGGCUACCGAGAAUAUAAUCAUGGCUAUCGUCAAAAAGGGUGGCGAUAGACAGGAGUGUCAUGAGAAGAUAAGAGUUCUGUCCCACGAAGCUGGAAGAGAAGUUAAGGAGUUUGGUAGAGAAAAUGACCUCAUUGAGAGAGUUAAGAAAGACUCCUUCUUCGCUCCGAUCGUUGGCGAUUUGGAUAAACUACUCGAUCCUCAGUCUUUCACUGGUAGAGCGCCGCAACAGGUCGACAGCUUCAUCGCUAAAUGGGUUAAACCGGCUCUGCAACCCCACCAAGCUGCCAUCUCGAAUGCAAAGGCUGCACAGCUUAACGUUUGA